AUGGAUGAUGAAUCAGAAGAUGUAGUAAGUGAAGUAAAACUUUCAGAAUCACAAAAAAGUGUAGCCAUGUCAAAUGUGUACUCUAUGGACUUUACGGACAGCAGCUCGGAGAAACACAACUCCUCGGGCAUGGAAACAUAUGUCUUAGAAUGGGACAGUGACGACAGCGAAUCUUCAGCUCUACACGGCAAUGCUAGCAUCAUCAGCAUGAGGGACAGGCCUGCCAAACCUGUCCACAUUAACAAAGACGGACAAAGUGAUGUCAUAAAGAAAAUAGGCAAAUCUUCCUCCACCAGUCUAAACAAAUGCUCCAUCAUUGCACAAGAAAUAUUCACACAAACCAGUAAAACUAUUAUAGAGUUAGCUGAGAGUGAUGGCGCGGUCCGAAAACCAUUCGACAGUAAAACAUUAGAAACACAAACUUCCUUCAUCUCCAUAACAGAAAACAGAACAGUAGAGUAUAGAAUAAAAGUAUCUGGUGCAGCACAAAAUUUUAAUAGAAGCGAAAUCGGUGAUUGUCACUAUCACAACCUCGAUUUUGUAACCUCCCCACGAAUAUUCCCGAACUCCAUAGACGAUGGUUCAUCAAAAUUCGUAACAUCUGAAACAGAAAACGAAAAAUUCGAGGACGAUACCAGUAAUGAUAGUUCGUGUAACAGCAAGAAACGUGUGGAAGUAGUGAAUGACGAUUUGAAAGAUAAUGACCUGCUCCCGUAUGACGAAAUAAACGAAGAUCGGUACGAGGACACCAGUGAACUUGAACAAUCGCCAAACAUCAGUGAUUUUGAAGAAGACUCACUUAUGGAAAUGAAAGCUAAAGAUAGGAAACAUGAGAAUGAAAGUGACACUACGGUGGUCACGCCAAAAUCUGUUGAUAACGAUGUUGCUGAACUCUACAAUAAGUUAUCAGAAACCAUGGAAUUCCACGCCUCGAACCAAGAUCACGACAAGAAACGUGUUGGGUACCUGACUCCUUUAACAGAGGAGUCAGUUCCCAAGAAGGAUAGUGCAAGGGAGAUGGAAUGUGGUACAUCUAACAUCAUUGACCUGACCAAAGAUGACAACGAUGUGUUGUUCACAAAUAAUGCUGGAAUAAAAGUUAAAUUAUUCCCUAAACCUGAAUCGAAUAAAGAACUCGAUAGUUUUAAACUACCCCCCAUACAGGGAAGUAACAAUAAUACUGAUGGCAACUUAAACUUUUUGUUUAAUGGCAGUAAAGGAACUAAUAAAAAUAACUUACCGGGUGUUAAUGAUGACCGAAGGGAUAGAAGUUUGAAUAGAAAUAUCGAUAGAUGGGAGAUAGGUACUAAGGAUCUGGCAUCAGGAGAGAGCCCACUUAUUAGUGGAAGGAGUCACUCUGCGAGAGCGUCGCACGGGUCCGUCCAGCUGCCGCCAAUCCAUGUGGAAGGUCAUGUCGCGCACAGCUCCAGUAAACCUGAUCAGCACGCGAGCAAAACAGACGCCACGGAGCCCACCUCACCCAUUAGUAUUAAGGAGAAAAUCAGGGAACUGAAAAUGAGUCACAGACCACGGAAUUCUUGGAUUAAUUCUAAGUAUACAUAUGGAUCAGGCAGUAGAAGUGGUUCGCCGAGCACUGUGUCUCCUGAUGAGAGCCGCGUGACAGAAGCUGCGGAGCGAGGGUGUGAGCUCAUCUGUGUUGAGCUACUUAAGAAACUGCGCUCGCAGUCUUGGUUCGAAGUAGCGGACACCUUAGAGGAUCUUCCUCGUGUGAUGGAUAAGUUUUGGGGCGUCAUAGCGGAACAUAGGAUUGCUGACCUUUUACGACAAGUGACUGCACACGUGGAAUCUCCGAGAACGCAAGUGGCCCGCGCCGCGUGCAACACUCUCGCCAUGAUACUGAAGAAUACUAACUACACUAAGAAACCGGACUUUUACGAGGCAGUUACAAUAUUAUUAAUAAAGACUGGCAGCUUCAGUCGCCCUGUGAGACGUGCUGCCAACAUGGCGCUAGACGAUAUAGUCUGUGGCGUUGACUUGAGCCACGCCAUCACUGCCGUGUGUAUACAUGGUGCUAGUCACAAGAGUCCGCUAGUGAGGUGCGCGGCGGCGCGGCUGCUAGUGGUGUGCUGCGCGCUGGGGGGCGGGGGGCGGGACUUGCUGCGCACACGCCCGCCCACCGCCGCAUGCGCACGCAAACACGCGCUCCGCUCGCUCGCUUUGCUGCUUGAUGAUAAAAGCACUGAAGCUCGAAAAUACGCCGAACGUUUGUACUCAAUGUUGCGUCCAUUAAGCAAUUUUGAGGCUUAUUACUUAACUGACGUGGACCUGGACACCGCGUCUCGGCAGAUGAAGAAAUAUGACCAGCUACUGCUGUGCGGGCCGCCGGAGUCUAGGUGA
Molecule: messenger RNA, 2358 nt
Organism: Spodoptera exigua (beet armyworm)
Lineage: Eukaryota; Metazoa; Arthropoda; Insecta; Lepidoptera; Noctuidae
Source: the annotation of a GenBank genome assembly